AUGUGCAUCAACGGCGAGGAAGAUGGGCAUGAGGACGUCGAUGGCGGACUUGGGAGUCCUGGAGGUGCACAGAGUGGCUCCGGUACCCACCCACCUGUGCAGAAAGCAGCUGUCACACCUCCGCCGCCACUGUCACACGACGUGACGUACCAAGUGUUUCGUGAGUGGAGGAGACGUUGGGAGGACUACGCGACGAUGAUCAAUCUGCCCAGCCUGACGCUGCCUAAACAGAGGAUCCAGCUACGUAUGUGCCUCACUCUGGAGACGCAGAGGGUGUUAGAGCACACAUUACAGGUGUCGCCUACCUCUCUCAAGCCAGUUGAUGAAGUGCUUGACAUUCUCCAGGCUCAUAUACGUGACUCCAACAACGAGGCAUUGCGUCGGCGAGCCUUCACUAGCUGUCGGCAGGCGAGAGGCGAGCCCUUCUCCGAGUUUCUCGUCCGACUGAAGAGCCUGGCGGAGGAAUUCGACAUCUGUAAGGCUCACCACCUGGACUGUGAAGAGGCCUGGAUGAAGCACGGUAUCCUGACAGGCGUCCACGACGAGGAAUUGGUGACCAAGAUUGUGUCCCUCGACGCCGCCUCUACUCUUGCUGACGUCAUCAAUGUAUGCAGGGCCCACGAGGCGACGCGGUCAGCCGCCUCUGCCAUACGUGCCUCACCUACAGUGUCUGCUGUCUCAACGUAUAAACAGACGAAGAAAGCAGCACACAAACCUGGAGUCCCCUCGCCAACCUUCACCCACUCAUCGGGCGCCUACCUCCUGCAGCAGCUGCGGCAGGCGAGACCACGGCCGAAGGGCUGCCCAGCAACAGGUGUUACGUGCAGAGGUUGUGGGAAGACUGGCCACUACGCUUUGAUGCCCAAGUGCCCAGCCAGGCAGUCUACGUGCACUGCUUGUAACCGUCUGGGGCACCUGGAGAAAGUCUGCAAGCAAACCAAGGCAAGGAGGUCUCAUGAGGGCCCACCUGAGGCCUCAUGUCAGUCUCCUAUCAGUACUCGUGAUGACCCGACACCUCCUCCUACUGUACGAGUGGAAGUGUUGCAUGACGGUCACUCUGGUGGUCUGGACUUCAUUCCCGACACUGGUGCCGACACGACGGUCAUCGGCCCACAGCACUUGAGAAUGUUGGGCAUCGACAGACAGGCUCUUGGUCCUCCUCCAUCCCUUGCCUACUACAACGCUGAUGGGACGAAGAUGUCUGCUGCCCUCGGUUCGCUCCAGGCCACACUAGUCUACGGCGAGCUGUCUUGUACGGGCUGGAUAGAUGUGCAGGGUUCGUGGAACACCCCACUUCUGUCCCGUGAACACUGUCGUGCUUUGGGGAUCGUGCCUCACGACUUCCCUGCUCAGAUUUUCUCAGCACGAGGCAGUGUCGCCAGUGUAAGGGAGGCGACAAACGCUCCAGCUCCACGUUCCAGCGUGCCUGCGUUACCUCUUCUCAGCACCACUUCCCCAGACGCAGCGAAGGAGUACUUCUUGAGGGAGUACCAGGAUGUCCUCUUGACAAAGGAUUCCACACAGGAUGCUCCACUCAAGCCGAUGUCUGGACCGCCGAUGAGGAUCCACUUACGAGACGACGCCCAGCCGUUUGCUGUCCACACGCCGAGGCUUAUUCCUUUGGCCUACAGGGACGCAGUGAAAGCUGAGCUCGACUCUAUGGUGGCACGAGGCGUUAUUGCUCCUGUUGGUGACGUCCCAUCUUAUUGGUGCCAUCCGAUGGUUGUUGUGCCGAAACCUGGUGGAGGUGUCAGGAUCACUACGGACCUGAGUAAGUUGAACGCACAAGUAUCUCGGCCUGCACACCCAUCACCCACGCCUUUUGCAGCCAUCCGGAGCGUCGAUGCCAGGGCACGCUACUUCACCACGAUUGACGCGUUGUGUGGAUAUUGGCAGAUACCCUUGCAUGAGGACGACCAGGCCCUGACUACGUUCAUCACUCCAUAUGGGCGCUUCAAGUACCUCCGAGGUCCCAUGGGUUUCGCAGCCACAGGCGACGCCUUCUGCCUCCGAGGAGACAUCGCGCUACAGGGAGUGCCACAGUGUGUCAAAGUCGUGGAUGACAUUCUCGUGUACGACGAGGAUUACUUCACACAUCUACGCCACGUUAACGACAUCUUGGCCAGAUGCCGAGCCCAUGGCAUCACUUUAAAUGCCAAGAAGUUUGUGCUGGCGGCUCCAUCAGUGUCCUUCUGCGGCUACAGGCUCUCCCAUGACGGCAUCGCAGCAGACCCUGACAAGGUUCGGGCCAUCACUGAGUUUGCUACGCCUGCUACGUUGACCGACCUUAGGUCCUUCAUGGGCCUUGUCAACCAGCUCGCCAGCUUCUCGCCCGACCUCGCUGCCACUGCUGCGCCUCUACGCCCACUUUUGAGCCCCAAGAAGUCGUUUGUGUGGACGCCCGACCAUGAGCAAGCCUUCCAACGUGUGAAGAUGGCCUUGGCCAGCCCACCAGUCCUAGCUGCCUUUGACCCUGCUCUCCCUACGACUCUGCAGACCGAUGCUUCCCGCCUGUAUGGGCUGGGUUAUGCCCUACUGCAGGACCACGGUGGUGGACAGCAGCGUCUCGUCCAGUGCGGCUCACGUUUCUUGACGGAUACAGAGACCCGAUAUGCGACGAUCGAGUUGGAGAUGUUAGCUGUCGUAUGGGCCAUGGGGAAGACCAAGUUCUACCUCACAGGAUUGCAACACUUUAACCUCGUCACCGAUCAUCGCCCUCUAGUUCCCAUCCUAAACAGCUACUCCCUUGACGCUAUAGAGAAUCCACGUCUACAACGCCUCAAGGAGAAGAUCGAACCCGUACAUCUUCACAGCUGUAUGGCGCCCGGGCAAGGAGUUGUGUAUCCCGGACGCUCUAUCUCGCUCUCCUGUUGGCUACCCAACGCAGGCUGA
Messenger RNA from Portunus trituberculatus (swimming crab), 2892 nucleotides. RefSeq lists its product as uncharacterized. The record is from RefSeq and is a predicted model, not a curated record. NCBI's taxonomy places the organism in Eukaryota, Metazoa, Arthropoda, Malacostraca, Decapoda, Portunidae. The transcript is spliced from 3 exons. Gene Ontology annotation, molecular function: zinc ion binding; nucleic acid binding. Bases 1 to 2892 code for a protein of 963 amino acids.